This is a messenger RNA of Cryptomeria japonica (Japanese cedar), 417 nucleotides long. RefSeq lists its product as uncharacterized. Bases 1 to 417 code for a protein of 138 amino acids. The record is from RefSeq and is a predicted model, not a curated record. Gene Ontology annotation, molecular function: nucleic acid binding. Lineage: Eukaryota; Viridiplantae; Streptophyta; Pinopsida; Cupressales; Cupressaceae. Gene Ontology annotation, biological process: DNA integration. The transcript has a single exon.
AUGUUCAACGAUUCAUACACUUGGGUAGCCAAGUGUGAAAAGUGUAAAUUAUUCACAGGAAAGCCACAACUUGUAGCAUUACCUCUUCGACCAGUAGUUGUGAAUGAACCAUUCAAACAACGGGGUUUAGAUUUUAUAGGUCCCUUGUCACUUACCUCAAGUGCAGGGCAUACACACAUAUUGGUAGCCACAGAUUACUUCACCAAAUGGGUUGAAGCCAUUCAAGUGCGAAAGAUGACUUUUGAGAUUGUUUGUAGUUUUCUUAAAGAAAAUAUUCUGGUUCGAUUUGGAGUUCCUCAAAAAAUUGUGGCUGAUAAUGCAACUAACUUCUCUUCUGCUGAGAUUUCAUUAUUUUGUUAUGAUCAUGGGAUAUCCCUCGCUUACUCUUCAGAUUAUUACCCUCAGGGUAACGGCUAG